AUGGUAGUAGUUGGUUUAUCAGUUGCAGAGAUAGCAACGAAUAAAACAACUACUGCAAUGAAUUCGCCUCUCUCACCACCACCACCACCACUACCACUACUACCAGUCGAUCAUGCUAUCACAGCAACAACAAGCAAAACAAAUUCACUGAAAUCAAGUGAAAUUAUGUUGACGGAAAAUAAUUCAAUAAGUGGUGGUGGUGGUGGUCUCUUCGACAAUUGUCAGUCAAUAAUCAAAUAUCCGUGUAAAAGUCAAAAUAUCACUGAAUUCUAUGAUGAUGAUGAUGAUAAUGAAGGCGAUAGAUUUAUUAGGCCAGAUCUCACAGAGAUCCAGUCAUCAGUACUAGUAGCAGUAGUUGGUAAUCGAGAGAGUGACAAACACUUAACUGCCAGUUGUCAGAAUCCCUCGGCGAUCACUCACUCAUCUUCAGGUAAUUUCAAUAAAAAUGAACAAGAGGAAAUCUCUGAAGUAUCUGUCCCAUUGACAACCAGUUCUCCGCCUGGAAAACUAUUAAAUCAACAGCGUAUUAAUCAAGGUGAUGCUGAUGACAACACCAAUAAGUCAGUAAGUAGUAGAAGUAGUAAUCACCCUCAUAGACAACAGGUCAAUGACUCGAAUUUCAUCUUUGAAAUCAAUCUCCAACCUGAAUUGUGCGCCUUAAAGGGAAUUGCUUAUCAUACUGAUCAAGCAUUAACAACAGAAAUCAAUGACUCAAUAUUAUUCAAUAAACAAUUCCAGUAUGUAAACACACAACUACCAUUACAGGAUAAACAUAAAGCAAUCAAUGUUAAAGGCGUGAAAUAUAUCUCCUACGAUAAUGUAAUACACAUUAAUCAAGAUUCGGAGACAGUAUACUACGCCGCCGCCAACGGGGAACAAAUAUCACAGUUGAUUCCUGCAAUACAAAAUCCAUCAUCGAUGAAUACUCAUCACGGCAAACAAUGCCUGACAGUGAAUUUGGAGACCUCUGAACAAAUUCUAUCACCUACAUUCCAUGUUGAAAUGAAUGAAUUGCAUAGAUCACCACUACCUGGAGUGGCUCACUACUACGAGAAAUACAAUAGCACUGAUCAUCGGAUACUCGCCACAGAAGGCAUAGCCGCUAGUCAAAAACUACUCGAGAAGCGUUUGUCUGAUAUUCAUCAUCAAGGAACAGGACUGGACACGGUGCCACCAUCAGGAGUAACAACAACGACAACGAAAAUGAUGAUGAUGACGGCAGAUGGGGAAAGUGAACACAGUAAGUUACUCUGUAUGAAUCAAUUUGGAGAAGGAAUUCUCUCUGGACUAUUGACCUCACAAUUACGCUUAGCACGGAAGUGUAGUUCAUACGAAUCGGAGAAGCAGCAUGAGGAGGAGGAGGAGGCGGGGGAGGUGAUGGUGGAUAGGGAUAGUUUGGGGAAGAAAAUAAAACAAUUACAACAAAAGAUCACAAUUAUGCCUGAACAAAUUUAUCAUUGUAAAUCAAAUAUUGAAAUGGACCAUUCCAUAAAUACAUCGAUUGACUACUACUACUACAGGGUAAAAUCUACGCCUGCGACUAUUAACCAGGAUACCGUUUUCACAGAGAAAACUCAAAGAAAUGAUCACUCUGACGACGAAGAGAUCUACCAGCAGCAUGCAACAACACCGAGCAGAGAAGCAAACUUUUCACCUGAAAAGAUUAUCUAUUCUCCAAUUGAUUUCAAACAUCAAUGUCUCCUGAAUAGAGAAUCACCAGCAACAGCAGCAGUCACAUCUGAUGAUAUGCAUGAAACUGUUUUAGAGGAGUGUGAAAAUGACCAAAACACAAUCAUUCCCGCUCCUCCUCCUCCUCCUCCUCUUCUAAAUACCUACGAGUCAUUAGAACUUUCAGAAUUACAUAAAACUGACACAAAGAUGCAAGAUGUACUAGUUUCACAACAAAUUUCAUCGAAAUACGCCAAUUCAUUCCCAAUACCAACACAAGUUGAAGUUGAUGUUGUACUCGGUUCUACCACUGAAUGUGCAAACAAAGACGACGAAGUUCAUCAUCAGAGAAGAAGAAGAAGAAGACGAGGAAUAAAAGUCAUGAAAGUGAAUCAUCGAAUUAUGAUCAUUAUCAUUGUCAUAUUCCAUUGA
Trichobilharzia szidati is the source of this 2100-nucleotide messenger RNA. NCBI's taxonomy places the organism in Eukaryota, Metazoa, Platyhelminthes, Trematoda, Strigeidida, Schistosomatidae. The record is from the annotation of a GenBank genome assembly.